Molecule: messenger RNA, 1599 nt
Organism: Onychostruthus taczanowskii (white-rumped snowfinch)
Lineage: Eukaryota; Metazoa; Chordata; Aves; Passeriformes; Passeridae
Gene: BOP1
Product: BOP1 ribosomal biogenesis factor
Exons: 11
Biological process (GO): maturation of LSU-rRNA from tricistronic rRNA transcript (SSU-rRNA, 5.8S rRNA, LSU-rRNA); ribosome biogenesis
Cellular component (GO): preribosome, large subunit precursor; PeBoW complex
Molecular function (GO): ribonucleoprotein complex binding; protein binding
Source: RefSeq, a predicted model, not a curated record
GACAUCCGGAACACGGUGGGGAACAUUCCCAUGGAAUGGUACCAGGAUUUCCCGCACAUCGGGUACGACCUGGACGGGAAGAGGAUCUACAAACCCCUGCGGAGCAAGGACGAGCUGGACCUCUUCCUGGAAAAGAUGGAAAACCCGGAAUACUGGCGCACGGUGCAGGACCGGCAGACGGGGGCGGAGGUGGCUCUGUCCGAGGAGCAGCUGGAGCUGGUGCAGCGCCUGCAGCGGGGACACUUCGGCGACGUCAACUUCGACCCCUACGAGCCGUCCGUGGAUUUCUUCAGCCACGAGGUGCGGAUCCACCCGGUGACCAACCGGCCCGCGGACAAACGGAGCUUCAUCCCUUCCCUGGUGGAGAAGGAAAAGGUCUCCAAGCUGGUCCACGCCAUCAAGAUGGGCUGGAUCCAGCCCCGGAAGCCCAAGGAGAACAUUCCCACUUUUUACGACCUGUGGGCGCGGGAGGAUCCCAACUCCGUGCUGGGCCGGCACAAGAUGCACCUCCCAUUCCCCCAUUCCCCCAUCCCCAUCUCCCCAUUAUCCCACCCCCCCCCAAUCCCCGGGAUCCCUCUCCCGGCAUUCCCGCAGAGGCUGGCCUGGGAGCAGCAGGAUCCGUCGGAGCGGCGCCUGAGCUUCCUCCCGCGGCGAUUCCCGAGCCUGCGCGCCGUUCCCGCCUACUCCCGCUUCAUCCACGAGCGCUUCGAGCGCUGCCUCGACCUCUACCUCUGCCCCCGACAGCGCAAGAUGAGGGUCAACGUGGAUCCCGAGGAUCUCAUUCCCAAACUUCCCAGGCCGAGGGAUCUGCAGCCCUUCCCGACCACACAGGCACUGAUUUACCGUGGCCAUUCCAACCUGGUGCGGACCCUGAGCGUCUCCCCCAGCGGGCAGUGGUUGGUGUCAGGCUCCGACGACGGCACGGUGCGUUUCUGGGAGGUGAGCACGGCGCGCUGCCUGCGCACGCUUCCCGUCGGAUCCGUGGUCAAGAGCGUGGCCUGGAACCCCAACCCCUCCAUCUGCCUGGUGGCCGUGGCCGUGGAUGAGCAGGUGCUCCUGGUGAAUCCGGGCCUCGGGGACUGGCUGCUGGUGGCAGCCACGGAUCAGCUCCUGGAUUCCUGGGAAGCUCCGGAGGAGGAGCGGGUCCAGCCGGUGCGGUGGAUCCCGGCCAGCCCCGAGGAGCGCGGGAAGGGGAUCCGGCUGCUGGUGCAGCACGGCAAGCUGGUGACGCAGGUGACGUGGCACGGCAAGGGCGAUUACUGGGCCUCGGUGGUGCGGAACCCCGGCAGCCGGCAGGUGCUGAUCCACCAGAGCAGCCGGCGCUGGAGCCAGGAUCCCUUCCGGAAGAGCCCGGGAAUGAUCCAGUGCGUGCAGUUCCACCCGCUCCGGCCCUACUUCCUGGUGGCUUCCCAACGAUCCGUGCGCGUCUACAACCUGCUCCGCCAGGAGCUCACCAAGAAACUCCAGAGCAACUGCCAGUGGAUCUCCAGCAUGGCCGUGCACCCCGGAGGGGACAACGUGAUCUGCGGGAGCUACGACAGCAAGGUGGCCUGGUUUGACCUGGACCUGUCCACGCGGCCCUACCGGCUGCUGCGGUGA